UAACCACUAUUUUGUACUGAGGAAACGCAGUAUGUCGUCUUUUUCGCGCUUUCUAAAAGAGUUGCCAUUCUUACCGAAAUAUUUCAGAGCCAAGCGAGAGUCUGAGAUCCGCAGUUCAACUGAUGCUGACCAGACUGGGAUUACAAUCAAUGUCUAUGAACUGGAACUUAACGAUGACAGCACCGAACAAUCACGAGAUACUGAUAGUGAUCAAGCUACAACAAUGUGUCCUACACCACGACCUGAUAAUAUUAGUGAACGUAUGUUAUCGUCUGCUACUAUCUCAAGGUUUGGGCUGACGUCAGCGCAACCGUUACGUUAUGGCAACGUUGUUGUAUUCUGUAGAAAAUGCAGAAAUGAAGUCUCUGUUCGAUAUUUGAUUCAACAUCGAAGACGGCAUGAAGCGUUGGAUAUUCUGAAAUAUUCGCCAGGUAUUUGCUUAGAUUUCUGAUUGUAGAGACCGUUUCCCGCCGACAACUUCCCGAAGACAUUUUAUUCUAUAGUAAAGAAAGUGUUUGUAAAUCUAGAUCGAUCCGUUAUGAACAAAACAGUUGUUCAACUUCGUGUCUUCGAUCCGCUAUGUGCAAAAUCUUAAAUUUAAUAACAAGCCGUUUUCACUUUGUUCAGGCUCUAAAGUAAACACAUUUAAAUAUUCGUUGGGGAUAAUGGCUUAGGUACACUCGUGUAAGUACAGUUGUGGUUGGUUCUUUCAACUUGUCUGCUCUGUUUAGAAGAUUCUGAAGGGUAUUCCGAUUUUCCUCGCUUACCCAACACUAUAACCCAUGUGCUUAUGAUCAGACAUGGAUUAUUUUGAUGGCAGCCAGAAGCACCUGAAUAAGCCUUCGGCACAAUCAUGUAUGAGUGUCUUAGGCAGCUCGAUUAUCACUUAGUCUGCCUACUUUAAGUUGCAGAGACGAACCGAAGAAAUCGUAUUAAGAUCCAAACUAACGAAUAUUUAAAUCUUUAUCCAGAACGAAAGUGGUUUAUACGGCAUUUUGCAUAAUCAUUUCGAAAACCCAAAUGAAGCUAUGCUGUUAUUAGAAUCCAUGACAAAAACCCUCCAACAAAAACCCCACAGACACGAAAAAAUCCCAAAUUACUGAAUUCGAACAGAAACCCGGUGUAAUUUGUGUUUGCUAGUCCUAGAUUCAAGAGCAAAGUUCAAAUUUGCCAUGUAUCAGUUAUAGGCAUAGGUCAUUUUGUUCAUUAAUUUUUAAGUUUGUUUAUCAGAGGAAACAAUAUAAUUUGUACAUACAUACAUGCAUACAUACAUACAUAAACUUUAUUUAAACACGGAACUAAGAACCAUCAGUACAAAGAAACUAGUGUUAUUUACAAGUUAUUAGACAGUAUAAAAAUACAGUGAAUGAAGAAGGAGAGAAGCGAUAAAUGGGAAGAGUAUAUACUGCCUGGUUGUAUAGAAAAAGUGGAAAUACUUUUAAAAUAAAUAUGAGCAAAGAAAAGUAUUAUAUAUAUAAAGUUAGUGUUCUUGUGACUAACAAAUUCGAAUGUUGUCCCCUACGUCACGCAGCAUUUGCUCCGACGUCUUGUGUCCAUCUCUGAAAUCGACGCACAGGUUUCUUUAAUCGUUCCUGUAGUUCCUUCGUUUCCAACAGAAACUGUGAGUAAAUCAUACUAUAAAAAAUCGUUUGAACUCAGUCAUUUGGUUUUGCUGGCGGAGAUUUUGUCGUCGGGAACUUUGUUGGCGGAGAUUUUGUCGGGAUUUUAUUGGCGGGGUUUUUGUCAUGCGGGCGUUUUGUCGGUAACUCACUGUCAUCGUCAUGCAAUUAUAGAAACAGCUAUACAAAUUCUUAAUUUUUAAAAUAGAAUUUGACUUUUUUGGAUGCAAUUUUAAAGGUGAUAUCCACUCCGUUCUGCGCAUCAGUUCUGCUCAUAACAAAGGGGGACCCCCACAUAUAAACAUUGCCCAAAUUUUGCAUCUUUCGAACUUUUUUCAAUUGAAACGUACAGUUUAUGUUCAUUUACAAGUGUAGCGAACCAGAAAAGUGUUAGAUAUUCAGUUAGUAUAUCAUAUUUAUUAGGGAUGAGCCGAUAAGGAAAAUUGCCGAUUACUGGGGCCGAUUAUGUAUAAGCCGAUUAUUGUAACUAAUCGGCCGAUUAAUCGGUAUCAACCGAUUAUUUUCAAAAGCAAGCGAAAAAUCACAAGAUGACCAACAAUGAAGUUGUAAAUGCGGUUUUAUUGUUUACAAUACACACUUUGUACAAUUUAAAACAGCUUCAGUCUCUCAUGUCAAUAGUCAAAGUUUAGUUUUGGCAGAUUAUGAUGUAAAAACAAGGCACUGUCAGCUAUGCGGAGCUAGUCUGCUGCCUUUUUUUAGUGGAAAUGUUCCCAGCUUCACUUCGCUUGAGACAAAAGACACAGGUUUUGCAACAAAAUGUGAAAAUCUAUUCGCUUGUAUUCAGUAUUUUAGCAUGUGAUCGGCAGUUGCAGAAAAAGUCUUAUGGCCGAUUAUCAGGCAAUAAUCGGCCGAUUACCGAUUAUUUAAAAAACGGCCGAUUAAUCGGCUUUGCCGAUUAUUUACCGAUUAAUCGGUUCAUCCCUAAUAUUUAUACAGAUUUUACAAAUAUAGCAGUUCAAAACGUAAACAAAGUUCGCGCCUGUGCACAGGAGUGAACAUCAUCUUUAAUCACAAACGUACAAAGAUUCUGUUUUUGUUAACUUUAGACUUUCCACCGAAGACAAUGCGAGGUCUACUUCGCAGGAGAAAUAAAACAGUGACUGAUCUGGUUGAGAGAAGAGAUUUUGACCAGGCGGACGUUUUCUAUUUUACACAAAAGAUAAAUAUCGCGUUUGAAAUUUUGAAAUGUGAAGUGGAAAGACGGGAAGAACAUGUGAUCAACACUUUGCGUUGGAGAGGUGAGAAACUCACUAAAGCCUCGGUCAAACGAGGAUGGGAGGUGAUUAGAGUUGCAACUGUCGCUCGCGUUGGACUGCCAUUCAUGCAAUCUCUUUAACUGUUAUAAACUUUGAUCUCGUUCAAAUUGAUGAGAGUUUUUGUCACGCUCGCGAUAUUAUCAAGUCAACUCUAAUGCAACUCUUGUUUUCGUUCGAUCGGGGCAUGCUAGCGCUGUUCUCAUGCGCAAACUGUCGACACUACAAUCGCCUCCAACAUUACCUGCUAUCUUGGCCAAAAAUCGUAGAACGAUGGACGUUUUCUCCUGAUACAAGCUUUCAUCCGCCCUCCCCCCCCAGUUUAACAUCUUACUUUGUUGUGUGAUAUAAAGUUUGUAAUAAUUUGCAUAUAACCAUGAUCCCACUGAUGAUCUAAAACCUAAAGUGUCGCAACAACUUUUGAACAUGAUUUGAGUAGUAUUUCUGUGUUUUAUUUUGUUUUCUUCUGAUUUCGAUUUUAGAAAAAGACAUUAGAACAGAAGGAAAGACAUUCAACUCUGGUCUACUGCUUGGUAUCAGUAAAUAUCGAACACCUGGGCGUGGUUUGUCUGCGACAAAGACUGUUCAUAUCGAUAAUUUCCUUGAAAACCGGGGAUUGUUUUUUGGUAUAUACCAAGGAUACAAUGGUAGUUAUGUUGCUAAUCUGUGUGCACGUGAGCUUCACAAGGAAGUUAAGGAGCAUCUACAUCAUUUCUCAGAUAUUGGUGAGAAUCCCGAGAUUAUCAAGUCAGCUUUUCAAGAAGCAUAUCGGAAGAUUGAUAAAAUUCAACUGAUCGGAGAAGGCGAACAUCCCUGGAAACGAUGGAGCGGUUGCUCAGCAGUGACGUGUCUACUUGUCAAUGAGAUACUUUAUGUUGCAAACGUGGGAAAUGUGAAAGGAUUUCUGAUCCGAGAAAACAACACAAUACGUGGCAUUACAUCAUCACACGAUCUGUACAACCGUAAAGAACGAUUGCGCGUGCGCAGGAAUUGUGGAGUCAUCGUCAAGACAGAAAGAUGCGCGCUUGUGAACGGAGUCCUGGACACCACACGAGGUCUGGGUAACCAAGGAGACUGGAGACUAAAAAUAUGCGUGAUUAACAAACCGAAAUUCCGUGUUGUAAAUUUGAAGAUAACGGACAAAAUGGUGGUACUCGCUUCUGAGGGAGUUUGGAAAAUUUUUAGUUACGAUGAUGUCUUGUUUCUGUUAAAUAAAUUCCUUAGAGAUGCUUCAUGUAAACGUCAAUACUCGGAGGAAUGUUUGUUGAGGGCGAAAACUCCAGAAGGUCUGGGUUUUCUGGGUAUACCAAGUGUCCAUCUUGAUUCUGAAUAUCGGGCUUACCUUAGAAAACAAAAUGUGAAUCCUAUCGACUCACGCGUACCGCAGUUUGUGAAGUGGAACCCGGAUAACCCAACCAUUGUGAUCAGGCGCGCAACAAUCGUAGAAGAAGAGCCUGUCUUGGAGGAAGAUGAGACAGCGAACAUAUCUAAGAAAUGUUAUUUCACAGAAUCCGAACAAGACGAUGACGAUUUACAAGAAUUAUCUAAACUCCUUAAUCAUUACAAUACAGACUCGUCUUAUACGAGACGUGAGAUCGCGCGCUUACUUAGCAAACGUUUGCUCAAGAGUGUUUUGAUUGCGGGUGCAGAAACUGAUAAUGUCGCAGUUGUUUUGCUUCUGAAAGGUUUUGAUCUUGAAGAGUGUAAAUUUAAAAAUAUAUAGGUGUGUUUCACGAAGUAGAGC
Paramuricea clavata is the source of this 4637-nucleotide messenger RNA. The record is from the annotation of a GenBank genome assembly. NCBI's taxonomy places the organism in Eukaryota, Metazoa, Cnidaria, Anthozoa, Malacalcyonacea, Plexauridae.